Seriola dumerili (greater amberjack) is the source of this 1032-nucleotide messenger RNA. It is a transcript of the gene cxcl19, whose product is annotated as interleukin-8-like. The coding region runs from base 144 to 458 and encodes 104 amino acids. The record is from RefSeq and is a predicted model, not a curated record. Gene Ontology annotation, molecular function: chemokine activity; CXCR chemokine receptor binding. Gene Ontology annotation, biological process: chemokine-mediated signaling pathway; inflammatory response; cellular response to lipopolysaccharide. Gene Ontology annotation, cellular component: extracellular region. The transcript is spliced from 3 exons. NCBI's taxonomy places the organism in Eukaryota, Metazoa, Chordata, Actinopteri, Carangiformes, Carangidae.
UCCUCAAAUCUCCCACAGCCAAGUUGAUGAGGAGCACAUGAUCACUGUGUGUUUAAAUACUGGAGUGGACAUGUAUGUAAACAGUCUCAACAGCUGUACAAAAUCUGCCUGUGUUCAAGGACAUCAGCUGCUGCCUUAACAGGAUGAAGCUCUGCGUGGUGCUUGUGUUUCUGGCCCUCUCUGUUGACAUUAACGGAAUGCCGCCGAUCAGCAGGGACUUCAACACACACUGUCGGUGCCUUCAGGUGGAGUCGAGGAUCAUCCCUCCAGACAAUCUGAGGAGCAUCAAGCUCCUCCCCGAAGGGCCUCACUGCUCAGACAUAGAAGUAAUAGCUGGACUGGCGAGCGGGGAGAAGGUCUGCCUGAAUCCUCGGUCCUCCUGGGUCAGGAAGCUGAUCCACUUUGUUCUUGAGAAACAGUUACAUCAGCGAGCGCCACUCCCCAAGAAUCGGACAUGAAUUCAUUAUGUUCCAAAUCAACAACUUAUCUGUAACCCCUUUCUGCCACAAUGAGCCGUGCUGUUUUACUUUAAAGAAUGACACAUAAAAUUUAACCAGUCUGUGUAUCUUUAAUUUCUUUUUAUUCUUUUUUUUUUUUUUCCCGGUGGUAGUUUUAUUUCUUUGAGUUUCUAUUUCAGAAUGAUAUUUCUUCUGGUUGUUUUUACCAAAUAUUUUAUGCACAUUUUCCAGAAAAAGAAAAAAAAAUUAAUAAAGGGCUGAAAAGUGUGUCAUUAUAUUUCAAUGUAAAGUAAGCAACCAGCUCUAAUGUAAAAGUGUUGGAAGACUACUGUUUGUAAAGAGUGAAGUGUGGCCUGAAAUGUAAAUAUUUUCUCUCUGUACAAGUUUGAUUUUGUGACUAUUUGAAAACUGGUUUUGUAUGUAGAGCCUCUCUUCUGAUUGGCUAACUGAACAGUUGUUGCCAGAGCUCCAGAGAGGAGCUUGAGAAAGGAGAUGUAAAACUACACUGAGAUAUUUUUUGGCUCUAAUAUAUCUUUCUUCUGGAUCAACACUUCAAAUAAAAUGUUUGCUUCAA